AUAGCCUAAGGAACAAACGUGCACAAUAAAUUUAAAAUUUAUACGAAAUUUAGAAGUAACAAGUAUUCACUGAAUCAGAGACUGGAUGGCCGCAGGAAAACAUAAUAAUAAGAGAGCUUGAGGAUCAGAAUAAUGGUGACAGUAAUAAUUGGAUAAAUAAGGCUUUAAAACAAAUAUCACAGUGGGAUCAGAGAAGUCAUGGAGGCAGAAAGCCCUCAAAACCCUGCAAUAAAAGAGGGUUUUGGUCUACUCGGAGAAGUCCAUUACGAAGAUUUAGGUAAUGGGAGACUGAAAUGCUUGGAAACUGGUCACGAAUUGCUGCUAAAGGAUGCGGAUUCUUACGGCAAAAGUAAGAAGUGUCGCCUGGCUCUCAUUGAUCGCGCACUACAAAAUAAAAGGGCACCGUUGAAUUCUUUUGAACAGAGUCCGCUUGACAGAUGUAAGUUGAUUUGUAAACUGACAGGUGACACUGUCAACAAAACAGAAGAACACAUCUGGAAGCAUAUAAGUGGGAGAAAAUUUCAGAAUAAACUAGCUCAGAAAGAGUCAGAGAAGAAGUUGAGCAAAGGAGAGAAGUCAGAAAAUGGAUCUGAAUCAAAAAAGAUUAGAAUCAAAGUCAAGAAGAAAAAAAAUGUAGAAAUGGAUAACAGUGAUUCAGCUCUGAAUGCAGAUGCUGACUCAAAGAGUGAUUUUGAGGAACCAGAUUUUUGGACUCCUCCUGUAGGCAGUCGGUGGGAUUAUGAUGAUGGCAGAGAUAGAUGGAAAGAUUCCAGAAGGUCAAAAGCAAGACUGAAAAUAGGGGAGAAAACUGGUUCCAAGAACAGUAUCGUUGAAGAAGUGUUUUAUUCAGGAGGUGUUGUAGCUGAAGAUAUAACUAUCAGCAGGACUAAGCGCAUGUCCAUAUCAGUUGGUCCAAGUAACUUUGCAUCACAGAAGAAAAAAAUCAAGCCAAUCGAUCAGUUGGUCCAAGGAACUCCUGUAGAAGACCAAGUGUUGUAAUCUGGAAGUCAUUUACCUUGUUGACUUUUUAAUUAUAGAAUUUCUUUUUAAUUAUCUGGGGAGAUGUAUAGUUAAGCAAAAGGAGUUAUCAGCAUUUUAUUUUAUUUAAUACGGGUGGAGAUAGGACUUGAAGUGGAUGGUAAUCACAACAGCAAAUGUAAACAGGCUGCAGUAAUUUGCUUGGUGCUUAAAUAUAUUUUUGGUUUGGAUACAAGUGAGAUGCGCAGUAAGCAUUUCUGUUGAAUAUGUCGAGUACAAAUCAUAGAUUCAUUUUUUCAAUUGAAAACUCAAAUGUUUAAGUCAA
Molecule: messenger RNA, 1303 nt
Organism: Cryptomeria japonica (Japanese cedar)
Lineage: Eukaryota; Viridiplantae; Streptophyta; Pinopsida; Cupressales; Cupressaceae
Exons: 5
Coding region: 199-999 (266 amino acids)
Source: RefSeq, a predicted model, not a curated record